Molecule: messenger RNA, 1728 nt
Organism: Mustela lutreola (European mink)
Lineage: Eukaryota; Metazoa; Chordata; Mammalia; Carnivora; Mustelidae
Gene: PEA15
Product: proliferation and apoptosis adaptor protein 15
Exons: 4
Coding region: 157-549 (130 amino acids)
Biological process (GO): negative regulation of extrinsic apoptotic signaling pathway via death domain receptors; MAPK cascade
Molecular function (GO): protein binding
Source: RefSeq, a predicted model, not a curated record
CGGGCGGGGCGCGCGCGGGGCUCGGGCUCGGGCUCGGCGGGCGGAAGCGGCGGCGGCAGCGGCAGGAGCGGCGGGAGCCGAGGCGGAGGCUCCGGACGCUGCCCCAGGACCCGGGACGCCGGACAGCCGCGCCCUGAGCGCUCAGCCCGAGGCGUCAUGGCCGAGUACGGGACCCUCCUGCAGGACCUGACCAACAACAUCACCCUCGAAGACCUGGAGCAGCUCAAGUCGGCUUGCAAGGAGGACAUCCCCAGCGAGAAGAGCGAGGAGAUCACCACAGGCAGUGCCUGGUUCAGCUUCCUGGAGAGCCACAACAAGCUGGACAAAGACAACCUCUCCUACAUCGAGCACAUCUUUGAGAUCUCCCGCCGCCCCGACCUGCUCACCAUGGUGGUGGACUACAGAACCCGUGUUCUGAAGAUCUCGGAGGAGGAGGAGCUGGACACCAAGCUGACCCGUAUCCCCAGUGCCAAGAAGUACAAAGACAUUAUCCGGCAGCCCUCCGAGGAGGAAAUCAUCAAACUGGCUCCGCCACCGAAGAAAGCCUGAGCGAGGGGAGGAGAGGAGGAAGGUCGGACCUUCAGCGGACCACUCCCUUCCCCCAGCCUCCAGGGGAGGGGCAAGGGCCACCCCCCAGUCUACCCACUUACUAACCUGGUCCUAACCCCCUUACUGUGCGCGUGUGUGUGCGUGUGCGCACGCUCUGUCUGUCUCUAUGUCUAGCUCAUCGAGUUCCUCCUCCUCGUGAGGGGGUGGGGGUCGGGCUGGGGGGGGCUUCGUUCCCCACUUCAGGGGGACGUGGGGGCUCUUUCUAUGCAAAUAGAAAUGGGCACAUUCCUCCUACUGCCCUUUCCUCUAUGGCUGAAGUGUGGGAGCAGAAAGGACCUGUAUUUUCCUACGCCGCGGAGCCGAGCUGGCGGUGAAGCGUGGGGCGAGGUGGGUGCGUCUAGUGACAAGCAGUGGGAGGGAAGGCGGUCACCCAGCCGCCACCUGGAAGGGGCAGAGAAAAGCCAGAGUUCCGCGUCUGUACCCUGUGCUGGACCGGCGGAGGGAUCUUUCCUAGAUGUUCCUUAGGCUGGGGGGCCUGGGCCCCAGCAGGUCCCUUUCUCCUCCCCUCCUGUGGGCCUAGGAUGGGUAUGAGCCAGGGAUCGAGCGAGGGAUCUAGUGAGAGGACCACAGGACCCUUCCGUGUCCCCGAAGUACGGACUCCACGGAGCAGCCAGCGCUAGUUACUCCCCCGCACCCCCAAGAGCCCACGCUGGGAGCAGGCCCCACCGCACCAGGCGCCAGGGGUGUGGGCCCUCUUCGCCACUCCUUUAUUCCUACUCAGACUGUUGCACACACGGACUCCAGACCUGGGGAGGUUGAGGAAUGAGCUCCUUAGGUCUUCACUCCCACCCUGCCCCACUCACAGGGUCCCCGCGUGGUCACCACAGGUGACCUUCCUUCUUUGGGGUCUGGAACACCCCCAGCAGGAAAGACAGGAAGAAGCUAAUUAUAGCCUUUCCCUUUGGACUGAACCCCCCAGUUCAGUCCAGGAGGGGACUUGCUAGCCCGUCUCCCUCGAUAUCCUGGCGUGUUGGGCUCGUGAAUGCCUCCUAGCCAAAUCGCUAGACCCCAGCCCCCUUCCUGUGCCAAGACGCUCUCCCCACCCUGACCGUGCUAACUGUGUGUACAUAUAUAUCUACAUAUAUGUAUAUUAAACCCGCACUGCCAUGUCUGCCCUUG